This is a messenger RNA of Meloidogyne enterolobii, 225 nucleotides long. The record is from the annotation of a GenBank genome assembly. NCBI's taxonomy places the organism in Eukaryota, Metazoa, Nematoda, Chromadorea, Rhabditida, Meloidogynidae.
UUUAGAAGAAGCACAAGAGUUAAAAAUAUGCAUGAGAAAUUAAAUCCAUCAAUUCCCUCCAAAAAUACUCGUUCACAAAAGAAAAUUUUUGGGGAAAAGAACAAUUUGAAUGACAGAACUCCUCGAAGAACUGAUAAGAAGAAAACAAAGAAAUUACUUCAAAUAAAGGGUGCAACUGAAUGCUAUGAUUUUGAUCAAACGGUUUUUAUUAUUUUAAAGGCUUAA